Calidris pugnax (ruff) is the source of this 8360-nucleotide messenger RNA. It is a transcript of the gene KCND3, whose product is annotated as potassium channel, voltage gated Shal related subfamily D, member 3. The record is from RefSeq and is a predicted model, not a curated record. Gene Ontology annotation, biological process: potassium ion export across plasma membrane; protein homooligomerization. The transcript is spliced from 8 exons. Gene Ontology annotation, cellular component: membrane; voltage-gated potassium channel complex; neuronal cell body. Gene Ontology annotation, molecular function: A-type (transient outward) potassium channel activity; protein binding. NCBI's taxonomy places the organism in Eukaryota, Metazoa, Chordata, Aves, Charadriiformes, Scolopacidae. The coding region runs from base 308 to 2284 and encodes 658 amino acids.
AGCCCAGCUCCUCUCCUCCUCCGCCGCCCUAUUCCUCCCACUUUCUGGAUAAAGUCCCCAACUAUCGCUGCGGCUCAUCGGUCCCCGCCGGGAGCGGCCGGACAGAGCAGGGCAAGACCGGUUCGCUCUGAUUUGGGGCUUCUAAUUAUUUAGUUAAUGGAGAUUCGCCGGCAAACAGAUAAAGGAGCCAGGAUGCCAGGUCUCUGAGCGUGUGGAGCCCAACUUCUGACGAUGGAACUGAUCUGACUUCCAGCAGGUCCCAGGAGCGGCCCAACUGUCUUCUCCAGUAACAAGACCUGGGGUCAUCAUGGCAGCAGGAGUAGCGGCGUGGUUGCCCUUUGCCAGGGCAGCUGCCAUAGGAUGGAUGCCAGUGGCCAACUGUCCCAUGCCACUGGCUCCAACGGAGAAAAACAAGAGGCAGGAUGAGCUGAUCAUUCUCAACGUGAGUGGCAGGCGUUUCCAGACCUGGAGGACUACACUGGAGAGAUACCCGGACACUCUCCUGGGCAGCACUGAGAAGGAGUUCUUCUUCAACGAAGACACUAAGGAGUACUUCUUUGACCGGGACCCUGAGGUCUUUAGAUGCAUCUUAAAUUUUUAUAGAACUGGCAAGCUGCACUACCCCAGGUACGAGUGCAUCUCUGCUUAUGACGAAGAGCUUGCCUUCUAUGGGAUCCUCCCUGAAAUCAUCGGGGACUGCUGCUACGAAGAGUACAAAGACAGAAAGCGGGAAAACGUGGAGCGGCUGAUGGAUGACAAUGACUCAGAAAACAACCAAGAAGGGUCCAUGCCAUCCCUGAGCUUCCGGCAGACCAUGUGGCGAGCCUUCGAGAACCCCCACACCAGCACCUUAGCCUUAGUCUUUUACUACGUCACUGGUUUCUUUAUUGCUGUCUCUGUGAUCACUAACGUGGUGGAAACUGUCCCUUGUGGCACGGUGCCUGGGAACAAGGAGCUUCCAUGUGGGGAAAGAUACGCUGUGGCUUUCUUUUGCUUGGACACGGCUUGCGUGAUGAUUUUCACGGUUGAGUAUCUGUUGAGACUCUUUGCAGCCCCAAGUCGCUACCGAUUCAUUAGAAGUGUGAUGAGCAUCAUUGAUGUGGUGGCCAUCAUGCCGUACUACAUUGGCUUGGUGAUGACCAACAACGAGGAUGUCAGCGGAGCCUUUGUGACACUAAGGGUUUUUCGGGUUUUCAGGAUUUUCAAGUUCUCUCGCCAUUCCCAAGGCUUAAGAAUCUUGGGCUACACUUUGAAGAGCUGUGCCUCCGAGCUUGGCUUUCUCCUCUUUUCCCUCACUAUGGCAAUCAUCAUCUUUGCAACUGUGAUGUUUUAUGCAGAGAAAGGGUCCUCGGCAAGCAAAUUCACCAGUAUUCCUGCUUCCUUUUGGUACACUAUUGUAACCAUGACAACACUGGGUUAUGGUGACAUGGUGCCCAAGACAAUUGCUGGGAAGAUCUUUGGCUCCAUCUGCUCCCUGAGCGGGGUGCUGGUCAUUGCUCUCCCGGUUCCAGUCAUUGUUUCCAACUUCAGCCGGAUUUACCACCAGAACCAGCGAGCCGACAAGCGGAGAGCGCAGAAGAAAGCCAGGCUGGCGAGGAUCCGAGUGGCCAAAACAGGCAGCUCCAACGCUUAUCUUCACAGCAAGCGCAACGGCCUCCUGAACGAAGCCCUGGAGCUGACGGGAUCCACUGAGGAUGAACAGCAUCUGACUAAAGGCACCUCCUUAAUUGAAAGCCAACAUCACCACCUGCUGCACUGCCUGGAAAAAACAACCGGAUUGUCCUAUCUUGUGGAUGAUCCCCUGUUAUCUGUACGAACUUCCACCAUCAAGAACCACGAGUUCAUAGACGAGCAGCUGUUUGAGCAGAACUGCAUGGAGAGCUCGAUGCAAAACUAUCCUUCUUCUCGGAGCCCUUCCUUGUCCAGCCACCACGGCCUGACCACCUCCUGCUGUUCUCGCCGUAACAAGAAGACCACUCACCUUCCCAACUCCAGCGUGCCGGCCACUCGGCUCCGGAGCAUGCAGGAGCUCAGCACCAUCCACAUCCAGUGCAGCGAGCAGCCCUCGCUCACUACAAGUCGUUCCAGUCUCAACAUGAAAUCAGAUGAUGGGCUGAGACCGAACUGCAAAACUGCCCAGAUCACCACAGCCAUCAUCAGCAUCCCCACGCCGCCCGCGCUCACGCCCGAGGGCGAGGGUCACCCUCCCCCCAGCAGCCCCAGCCACUCCACGAACAUUCCCACCACGGCCACCACCAACAUCGUCAAGGUCUCUGCCUUGUAAGACGUCUCACGCACGGAAGGAGGCUGGAAGACCAGUGCCCCUCUCCCUCCACACCUCCAUCUUCCUUUCUUGCUGCAAAUUGUGCCUGGGAUGGACCACAACCUGACGUUUUGUCACCGAAUUAGCAAUGGAGACCUAACGAGGCAGCUUUCUUCAGACUGUGGCCUGAGGAAGGAUUAGGAGAUGGAGGAAGAGGCUGGUUAAAGGGAAAACCUGCUUUGGAGAGCGCGUCGUGCCAUGGUACAGGGCAAAAAACAAAAAUCACCCGCGGAGGCUGGAGGGAAAGAAUCAUCAUGGCAACAGGAGAGUCAAUAAAGAAAAUGGAAAUAUAACACUGUGUAUCGCAGCACCUUUUUAAAGGUUUUUAAUGGAUAAUAUUUAUUCAUGAGGAAAUGACUGAAAAGGUGAAAAACAAUGGAUUUUGUGAAUUUUUUUUUUUCUUCAUGGAGCAGAACCUUGAAACCAACCAAAAUUUCACUUUUUUUUUUUUUUCUUUUAUAGGAAAAGAUUUAGACAAAGAAGCCACCUGUCACAGAAAUCUCUUUUCCAUUCCCCUGUGUGUGUGUACGUGCGAGUGUGCGGCAGAGCCCCAUCCGAGCACCCCUGAAUUGCAAAGAGCAGAGCACGUGUCCGUGGUUGGGUGCACAGUAGGGAAACCCCAAGCAUGUGGCAGCACACACACGUGUGCACACGUGCGCGCACACACACACACACACACCUGUUUCACCCUGGAUGGCAUUCUUUAUUUAGACGAUUUUGUAUCAGCCUUUUAAGUCAAUACAGUGCAAUUGCAAACGGCGUGUUUGUCUGCUAAUUAUUGUCUGUGAAAACAUAUUUGUGAACAAAAAAAAAGACAAAAAAAAAAAAAAGAGACAGGCUUUAGUAGAGUUUUAGUCCCACAUGGGUAUCUGCUUUCUAUUUUUGUUAUCACUUACUUGUAAGAGUGUGACUAGACUACCAGUUCUGUAUUUUUAAAAAGAAAAAAAAAAAAAAGGUAGGAUUCUUUUUUAAUACUAUACACACAAAUGGCAAAGAAUGAGAAAGCACUGAACUCAACUGCAUCAAGCGUUCAUAAGUCUAACAGAGGUUUCUUGUAAUGUAUGCCCAUGCUUUUUUAUUUUUUGUUUUCUAUCUAUAAAUUUCUUUGCUAGCACUGGACAUACAACCCAUUGUAAAUAGUAGCCAAAUAAUGUCUGGAUCUAUACUUGACAAUAACUAACCCCAGAGCCAAAUACUUUGGGUGGACAGAGAGGUAUUUGGCUUUUUCACAGUCUUAGGGCUCCAAUUGUCUCAUCUGGGGCACACUGAAUUUGGGGGUAGACUGGGUUAGCAAUUUUAGUUCUCCAGCCCCAGCACAGGAUCUACAGCAGGAAUCCAGUUGAGAAGGGGGAGCAGUACUGGAGUGUGGAAAACAUUUGCUAAAGUGUGGUACGGAUAGCAUUGUCUUUUUGCAGUUCUACACUUAAUUUGGGAAAAGUAACACAAUUCUAGUCAACCAAAAACUGAAUUAACACUGUGUGGUACUGCCAAGAAGCUCAUACUUGUAACUAAGCUGGGGUCAGUCCUAGCACCUCUUCCUGAGAUCUUUCUAGGAAUGAUUUAUUCUAAGGAAAUACAUGGUCCUGAAACAUAACCCAUUUCCCCCCCCCUAAGCAGAGUAACUUUUUUCUUCCGUUCUGCCUUUCUCAAGCCCCCUUGAGACAGGCGUGAUCCACGAAGGGCAGAGUGAGGAACAUCACCCACCUUUUCACCGGUCAUACACCCUUUGGCUAACUAUUGUGGUCGUGCAGAAACACCCCUCCAAGGCCCCGUAGACACCCAGGGGUGACGAUGCACCCAGCCCCUGACAGCUUGUAGAAAAUAAGGAAACAUUUCCACGUCCUGUUUCUGAACAGUGAUUUUACCACCAUUAGAGUUGCAAGAGCAUGUUCGAGGCUGAUUCCGCAAAGGGAUGACUUUUUUUUUUUACAUCCGUCAUAAUCUUUCCUGAUGUAAUAUUUAUAUACACAUAUACACAUACACAUAUAAAUAAAUACAGACAUAUACAUGUAUAGAUAGAGAAAUAGACCUACAUGCUGACUUAAACAUACGAGCUAGCGACCCGCUGUGUUAGCGCUCCUGUUAGGCUGUAAGUGGACUCAGAGGCUGAUGCAUUAACUCAAUACCCUCCUUAGGAACCUACAACAUUCUAGAAAUAUUAGGGCUGUGGCUAAGCCUUCAGUAGCUGCACCAGCUUCUAGUCAUUUAUUCCAGUGCUCUGAUACGUUACUCAGAACUAUGUUUAGUCCUGUUUUAAAUGAUUAAAACGCUCUGCCUUUGCUGCUUCCGGUAGGAGGUUAUACUGCAGUUAAUCUUACCAUUAUUGAGUUUUUUCUUGAUGUUUUAAUUUAAUCUUUCCUUCACUUUAAUCUCAUUAUUUGUCAUCAUCUGCUCCCCAUCACCCCUUGUAGAUCAGAGGCCUUGCUCUCCACCACUUAUACCACCCUGCACCCUCGUUUACCCCCAGCACAGGAGGAGGGUUAAAUGCUGACAGGGUACAGUGUUCCUUCCCUCACAGGAGGAAACACUCAGAGCCAGGGAAUCCACACGGAUUUUCGGUGCUGCCUUUCUUAUUCCUGAAUUACCAGGGAGUGGUAAACAAGCCACUCCACCUCCCUGCCCCCAUUUCUUUAUCUGUAAAUAGCAAUCACGGCAGCCCUUCUCUGAAGCACUAUUGGGGCAUUUAAUUGCUAUCAAUCAAAAUGCUUUUUGAAAAAAAAAAAUAAUAUUUUUUAAGAGGAAAAAAAAAAAAAAAAUUAAGGAAGAAAGCCAGUCCCUGGGGUUUCUGGCUGCCUGCUCGGGCUCAGCUCCUCAAGACAGCCACAGCCUUUGUUCUCUUCCAGGCAAGAGGAACCACUGUUAUCCCUGCUCACAACCAGGAGGCUUGUCUCUGCUACCAUGAACUGAGCAGGUGCUGCCCCACGCAGUCAGUACAUCAGCUCAGGCUUCCAGAGGAUAAAGACAGACAAAACUGAGGAAGUCUGAGCCUAGAGGAACAGGGCUAAAAAUAUUUUUAAUGGAAGCAUUAGCUCCCUUUAUACACUGAUUUGAAGCAGACUGAGUAAUGCUUCCUAAAGCACUUGAAAAUACUCUUGUACCAAACCUCCCUGGAUUGCCCAACACAGCUACAUCCUCCUGAUGAGUGCACUGUGCAGUUACCAAAACAGAAUCUGUUGCCAUCCUAUCAGUGGCUGGUGGGACACAACAUAAUCCUUCAAACAAAACACGGGGGAGAAGGGAAAGCAUUUGCACAGAAAAGCACUGGAACUGCACUACAGCCACUUGUUCCUACAGUAAAGGGAGGCAAUUAGCUUUACUAAACUGCAAGGCUCUUUCUAAUCUUUAAAUAGCAACUUCUAAACCAUUGCUGAGAUAAGGCCAAGUCAAUCCUGAAAAUUCCUGGGCUUUAACUGAAGGAUUCAGACCAUUCUCCCCAGCGGUCCCCAGUGUUACCAGCAUCCCUCUCCCCAGGGCCACACACAUCCAUGGACACGGACACAGAAACCAGCACGUACCCCCACAAUCCUGGUCAUUCCUGGUGCACGUGGAAGGGGCUUCCUCGGGUGGGGGCUCCCUCCAGGAGGAGAAGCAUCCAGAACCAGAGGCAGGUUCUAGUCCUGACACUUCUCUGAAAGGCAGGUGGGACAAAAACAGCCUGAUUAGCAAAAGGUCAGCAGCAUGUGGGCAGUUCAUCUCAAAAGCCUUCCCCUUCCCCCUAAUUCCUUGUGACUUUUUAUAGUUUUAGAUAAGUUCAUUAAAAAAAAAAAAGAUGAAAACAGAUUGUUUGUACAAAAAGCAAGUGGAAGGGGAUUAUUUUUUCAGCCUUUCAUAAAGCAAUAUUAAAAAUAUCAAAGGAGCAACACUUUUUUCUGAGCGUUUUGUUUCCUUUCCAAAGCCUUUACUGAGGGGAAAAUAUUUUCACAGAUUUUCAGCAUAUUCUAUUAAUAGAUUUGCUCUCUUCUCACCUGGCAUUGGGCUGCUAAUAGAAGGAAUCACACCUAAUUGGCAAAGACUGAUGAGAAAUACCUUUCACACCUAAGCCUUGACUUCUAGCUACUCUUUCUAAAAUCCACCUUUUACUUUCCUUUUCCUUAAAAAUCUUAAAGGCACCCAUAAAGAAGAGGCCACAGAUAACACAUCUUGCAACAUAAAAAUUAAAGAAUUAAAAAAUUUAAUCCAUCCUCAGCUAGCACAAGUUCCUUCACUUUCUCUGGAUUAGAAUUAGAAUUCUCCAAGGGAAGGGCUCCUUCCAGACGAAUAGAUCCCAACGUCAGGGAUUUUUCCCCUGCUGUUCAGCCAGAAUUCUGUCCUUAUUUUUUCCUCUCUUGCUGCCAUUAUGCUCCUUCACACCAUGUUAAAUUAUUCUUCUUCCCACGUUGUAAGUUUGCUGCCUUCCAGCAUCAGAGGAAUAGAAAACUUUCUACAGCAAAUUCUUGGCCCAGAGACUACUUUUGUCUGUCAAAUAAUUAUCACUGGUAAAGGUCAACUGAGGAAAAAGUAAACUAAGUAGCAUACGUGGCUUUAGUGUUGAAUAAAGUUAAUAGGUAAUUCAAAAUACAUCCUUCUCUACAGUGGGCCAGAAAUACUAAAUUUGAGUCAAUGCCGACCGUUGAUAAUAUACUUCUACUGCAAAUGAGCAUUUAUCAUUCCAGGUUAGACAGCAGAAGGUAUGCACGUGAAAAUCAGAUUAAUAGCAGCUACAGAAAGCAAUCUUUCUUCAAACGUUUUGCUUUUUUAAGUAAAGAGGUUGUAAACAUGUUGUAUCUUACGUGUAUUAUAAAGCUAAUUCAGUAAAUUAAAAACCACAUUUAAUUUAUGGGUUGCAACAUCCCUUGGAUCCUGUAAUAGUUUCCCUGUGUUGGACUGUGGCAGUUACAAAGUCAGCACUCACGGACAGCUUGUGAACAUCAGCAGCUUUCGACUGAAAACUUUAUUCUGCUUUGUAAAUUAGGCGAAUAAUAUACCUUUUCCACGUAAUUUACCAAUCAAAUACAUCUUGGUUUUUUUGAAAUCACUUAUUUUUCUCUAACACUUUAAGCCACUGCACUAGAUAACGUGAGUUCAGAGCUCAAGUUUUUAGGCUUCACAUCUAACAAUGCCACAAACACUCUUGGUAAUGGUUUUAUCUCUCUAGAACUGGAAGAGCAGAGAGAAGGCAGGGCACACCCCGUUAGAGCCGGGAGGCUUAGCCUCAGGAACCUGUGUUCUACUCCUGAUUGUCUUGAUGAAUCACUAAGUGACCUCAAAGAAGUCAUUUCACCUCUCUUUGCCAAUUAGACGAGCCGUGCAGGGUUUAACACCUCCUCUUUCAAUCAGUGAAGCUCAAUUCCUGAACACCUACAAACCACCCCAGAGAACUCUUGAGAAAAGCGUUACGGGAGAACUGCUACUUACACUCCAACCGCAAAAAAAACACUUCAGGUGGAACAGUCAAAAAGACCAGGUGACAAAGAGCUUGUGAAAAUUCCUUCCUGAGUUUUGUUCUCAGUCGAUGACCUGUUAGUUUGUGUGUAUCCGUGUGCACGUGUUCCUUUUCACUCUGGUUUCAGUAGUCCCAGUCCCAGCAGUCCCACAGCUGGCUGGGCCAGAAGUUCCCCACCCCGUGGAAUGCUCUUCUCCCUUCUGUUGCAACCACGACCGGGAGCUCCCGCUGGCUCCUCAGACCAAUGAAAGCAUCUUAGGAAACGCGUGUGAUGGUAUAUUUUUGAUAAAUCAGUAAGGCAUUCCGAUGCAAUGGUGUUUUCUUUAGAAGUUUUAUGUUAUAAGAAGCUCUCAACCUUAUUAUUUUCUAUUUUCGUACUAUAAAUGGGCUUUGCUUACGAACAUCAGAGGACAGAUACAAACUGUACUGUAUACAACUGCAGGUAGCUUCAUUUGAGAACAACUUUCUAGAAGAACCAAGUUUCCUGUUGUCUUCUUUUGGAAUUGUAGUGCAUAUGUUGAAACUUGUAUAUCAUUUACAGUAUUGAGUCUUGUGCCACUGCUGUACCUGAUGUAUCCAAUCUGGAUUAAACAGAGUAUGUGCCACAAAUACCAA